Penicillium roqueforti is the source of this 657-nucleotide messenger RNA. RefSeq lists its product as uncharacterized. Lineage: Eukaryota; Fungi; Ascomycota; Eurotiomycetes; Eurotiales; Aspergillaceae. The transcript is spliced from 2 exons. Bases 1 to 657 code for a protein of 218 amino acids. The record is from RefSeq and is a predicted model, not a curated record.
AUGACUGUUAAGCUUGCUACUGUUGGGCCUGACGGCAGUAGUCGGAAGAGCUACAAAGGAAUUGAGCCUAGACGCUCUCGCUUCACUGCUCUGGAGACCCUCGCUGCCGCCGCGGCUGCCGCCGAUCCCGUUACCGCCUCCACCGAGCGGCCCACUAUGGAGUCUGGCAGACCCACCCGUGAGAUCAUCCAACCGGCCCGUCCCCAUGCCUCUGCCUCCGCAUCAGGCAAUGGACAAGGAAGCAGCUCCUCUGCCUACCACCAUCGCGACUGCAUUGUGUCCCGUACUGUGAAUCUCCACUCGCCUUACCUGCCGGAGACUCCAGACCCCAUCCUAGGGCAAGUCUGGAUCGACCACAUUGAUUCGAUGCUAGGUGUUCGCACCGAGCGUCAGACCGAAGAAAUGCGGUAUUGCAUUGAGCAGACUGACAGGAUCGUCCGUUUGGCCGAUAACAUCUUGAAGCAGCAGAAGGAACUUUUGGCGUGUCUGAGACGGAUGGCUAGGGGGUGUGACAGUGAUGAUUCUUCCACUGAGAUCAGUGGGCUUUUUGAAUUCAGUGAUUCCAGUAUUGAACAAGAGAGUGAUGGUGAUGACAUUGCCAAUGGAUGCAGUGCAGUGAAUGGACACAUGGAUGGACACGGUACUGCGGAUGAGUAG